Molecule: messenger RNA, 1834 nt
Organism: Ipomoea triloba (trilobed morning glory)
Lineage: Eukaryota; Viridiplantae; Streptophyta; Magnoliopsida; Solanales; Convolvulaceae
Product: protein NRT1/ PTR FAMILY 5.5-like
Exons: 5
Coding region: 58-1689 (543 amino acids)
Biological process (GO): transmembrane transport
Cellular component (GO): membrane
Molecular function (GO): transmembrane transporter activity
Source: RefSeq, a predicted model, not a curated record
CACAGAGCUUCUCAGGUUUCUAAUUAAAAGAGUGAGUGAACCUGCAAACCGAUAGGAAUGGCAUGCUUCAGGGAACGCAUUGAGGCUAUCAUUCGGUGGAUUAUGCUGUCAUCCUUGAAAUGGGCUGAUAUAAUUGAAGACUACACAUUGUUCGAGAUGAUGACUUACUUAAGUGAAACAUGGGGACUAGGAUUUGCACGUGCUGCCGGAAUUAUAAACGUGUUCUAUGGCGUCACCAAAAUUUUGAGCUUAAGUUUUGCCUUCCUGGUGGAUGCUUGUCUUGGUAACAUUAAAAUGCUUUUGCUCUCCGGUCUAGCCUCCAGCAUUGGUUUGGCGUUUCUAUCCAUGUCAACGCCGCCGGUGCUCUCCAACUUCGCCGGAAACUGCAACAAAUACGACGGGAAAUGCGUCGGCCCGGCACAAAAGGCCAUCUUCUUCACAUCAUUGGUGUUAAUGGGCGUGGGCAUGGCGGGUAACGCGGUUUCUAUAGAUACAUUCCUUCAAAACCAUGACAGUAAAAAAAAUAAACUCAACUUCAUAGUAGGGGCCAUUGCUGCUCUAGCACUCCCAUUUUUAAAGCCUUGGGAGGUUAGAUUUGGGGUUGCCGGGAUAAUUUUCUUAGCCGCAACACUUAUAUUCUUCGUCGGAACGGUGCGCCGGUCUUACAGUCACAAGGAUGACGAUGAUCCAAAUGGGAGUGCCCUUACAACGGUUUUGAGAGUCUUUGUCGCCGCCACGCGCAAAGGUUGUCAUCAACUCCCUGCUAACCCUAAUGACCUUUACCAAGGACAUGGCAACGACGACAACUUUGCUAAGCAAUUGUCCCAUACUAAUCGAUGCAGGUGGUUAGACAAGGCAGCCGUGGUAUCACAAGGAAAGAGUGGGAGAGUGGAUGAAGGAGAAGAGAAGAAUAAUAAGGAGGAGAGCAGAUCAUCAUGGAAACUCUGCACUGUGGGAGAAGUAGAAGAAACCAAAAUUUGCCUUCAGACCGCCAUUUUAUGGACAUCAUUCAUAAUAUGUGGCCUGGUUUCUUCCUCCGGGAACACCUUCUUCGUGGCGCAGGCGGCCAAAAUGAACCGGGGCAUCGGGAAAUGGCAAGUCCAUCCCACCAUCCUCCUACUCCUAUCCAACGGCGCAAAAUACCUCCUGGAAUUCAACAACAAACACGGCUACAGAUGCCUGAGAAAGUGCCUUGGCUGUUGCGGCUGCAAUUUGAUCGCCGCGCUGGUCAGCAUCGCAAGUUCGAUGCUCAACGCCGUGCUAUGUUGCCUGAGCGCCGCCGUGGUGGAGAGUAUAAGGAGGAAGAAUAUUAAUAGUCCGAUGAGCAUAUUCUGGUUGAUACCUCAAUUUUAUUUCCUUACGAUCCUGGAUUCGUUGUUCGAAGAAGCCGUGGAAGAUUUCUUCGAGGAUCAUGAGGUUCCGGCGUUGAAAAAGUACGCCGUACACCUCUUGAGGUUUGUGUGUGGUUUAGGACAAGUGGGGAGUGUUGUGUCGGUUUGGGUGUGCAAGAAAUGGUUCAAGAAUGAGGUUGACGAAAGUCGGUUGGAUAAGUAUUAUUGGGCUCUCACUGCUUUGAGUGCCGUCAAUUUGAUUUGGUAUGUUAUAGUUGCAGUUGUUUACUACGUGAAAUUCAAACCACGUUUCAAAUCUAAGCCCGCCGAUCCUACCCCUACCCCAUGCUGCUGCUAGUUGAUGCUGUAUUUUUUAUUUUUAUUUUUAAUUGUAUCUAACAAAUCCGUGGCUUUAAUUUUCUGGCAUUCUUGUAACUAGAUAUUGUCCAUUUGUCCAGUGUGAAACACGAUGUUAACUUAUAUAAAUAAAUAUGAAGUAAUGU